Messenger RNA from Didymella exigua CBS 183.55, 1387 nucleotides. Its product is annotated as Arv1-like protein. The coding region runs from base 75 to 947 and encodes 290 amino acids. The record is from RefSeq and is a predicted model, not a curated record. Gene Ontology annotation, biological process: sphingolipid metabolic process; sterol metabolic process; regulation of plasma membrane sterol distribution. The transcript has 3 exons. Gene Ontology annotation, cellular component: cortical endoplasmic reticulum; Golgi apparatus. Lineage: Eukaryota; Fungi; Ascomycota; Dothideomycetes; Pleosporales; Didymellaceae.
CACGCCUGCAUCACACACCUCGCUCCAUAACCCCACUUCCGCACCCACAGAGCCUCACCAAUGGCUGCACAACUAUGCCCAUCUGCAUAGAGUGCCGCUACCCUGUCAAAACCCUCUACACCGAGUACUCGAAAGCGGACGACCGCGCGCUAGGGAAAGGCGUGCGCCUCACACAAUGUCCGCGCUGCAAGAAGUUCGCCGACAAGUAUGUCGAGCAUGACUUUGUGGUACUCUUCAUUGAUCUGGUUCUAAUUAAACCGCAAGUCUACCGCCACCUCCUCUUCAACCGUCUUGGGCGGGAGGACGACAGGUUCGACCGCUCCAUCCUGCGCCUCGGCAUCCUCCUCCUGCUCUUCGACGUCUACCUGACAUGGGCGCGCAUCGAGAAGCUGCCCCUCCCUCGCUCGUCACCACACCACACCGCGACCGCGCAGACGCUCAAGAACGCAGCGAUCCUGCAGUCCCAACCCCUGGUGCUCCAAUACCUCUUCUUCCUGCUCCUCGUCAUCCUCUCGACACUCGCAUUUCACCUCCCCAUCCGACUCCUCACAUCCCUCAAUCCGUUCAGGCUCCCAAAGGCUAUACAGCCCUACUGGACAGGCAUAGUACCGCACUACCCGCACCCCACGCCCCUCAGUACCGCGCUACUGGUUAGCAGCUGCACGAAGCUAUUCCCCAUACUUCUCAUCAUCUGGGACUACGACUUGCCGAGUAGUGCGACGGCGGUUAGUUGGGCGGUGAUUGUGAACAAUGUGGCGGCGCUGGAGAUUCUCAUGGAUUGUGGGUAUGUGAGGGCGGGCGUGCUUGUUGGUGUUGGCGCGGGGCUGCGGUGGGUUGUUGCUAGAAGUGUCGUCACAGAAGCGGGAUUGGGGAGCGGAUGGGACGAUGAGGGCGUGCUGGGCAAUGUGGAGGGGUGGGUUAGAGGUAUGAUGGGUAUAAGCGCGUGAGAGACCAGCAUAAGGAUAUGAUACCCGUUUGCAUUUCUGAAUCGGGCUGGAGGUGUGCGAGAGCAGCUCAUGUUGGAGCUUGAGACAUGUCACUUGUGGUGUGCAAGAUAUUCGUACGGGCGAGGAAUUAGCAAUUGCAAUGCUCGGAAUCCCUCAUGUGAUGUUCGUACAGCCAAAUUCCAUUUUAACGCCUAGCCAACUAUACAAUGCGCUCAAUUCUCGAAGUCCCAGCCCUACUCGCGUGCCUGUGAUCUACGCACACGAGCGUUGUGGCCUCAGUCUAGCCGGCUCCUCGUCCGUGUAUUUGUAUUCAUGAAGUACAGCAGCGUUCUAUUCCUCUACCCUUGGUUGUAUUCCGGUCGCAGGUCGUUUCGUACAGGCGAGAUGAGAGGGUGCAGUUGUGCGAGGAAUGUGAUGGCCCACAUGAGGUACAUAGCGGC